This is a messenger RNA of Rhagoletis pomonella (apple maggot), 3184 nucleotides long. RefSeq names its product flocculation protein FLO11-like. Bases 349 to 2076 code for a protein of 575 amino acids. Gene Ontology annotation, molecular function: protein serine/threonine phosphatase inhibitor activity. NCBI's taxonomy places the organism in Eukaryota, Metazoa, Arthropoda, Insecta, Diptera, Tephritidae. The record is from RefSeq and is a predicted model, not a curated record. The transcript is spliced from 5 exons.
AAGAGUAGCAGAGAUGUCAGCAGCUACGGAAUUUUCGUAUUUUUUAAAGGCAGAAAAACCAAUUAAAUCGUUUGAGUUCUUUGUGAAAAAUAAUCACUAGAUUAACUUUAAACAUUAAAUAAAAGAAUUAAAGACUUUUUGUGAAAAUAGCUCAUCAAUUGCACAGUGAAAAUUGUUUGUGAAAAUCGUGCUUUGGUAGGUGUUUGGAUGUUUGAUGAGCUGUUCGUGCAUUUACGAUAGCAAGUAAAACGAAGAGAAAGGAUAACAUUUUGCAGUAUUGCAGUGAAGAUCAGUGAGAAUAAACCAAGUAACAGCAGUGUGUCGGAAGUCAAAAAUUGCAAGAACACAAUGGAUUUAGGAGAAUCUAAUCAAGCAGCUGAUGGACCACCACAAACAAUAACCGCAGGACCAGUUACAAGUUCAAACGCAGAAACAAUCGGGAUAGCAUCAAGCUCUGUAAAUUUUGGGGAGUCCACAGUGGGUAUAACUGCACCAUUAAAUAAUAAAACCUUAAAACGCUGUUUGAGUGUGCCAAUAUUACGCGCUGGUCCUUCAUCCACUUCUAUGACAACUCGAUCUGCAGCCGCAGCUUUGGCGAUGCGCAACGGGGGACACGCAGCUAACCCCAAAGAGACGCUAGCUACACCAAAGAAGAGUCAAACAUUUACUAUGCGUGAUACUAUUGGAGAUGUUUCUUCUGGUAACAAUUUCAGUCAUAAUAUGCACAUUGGAAUACCACGUUCAAAUCCUUCCUCAAGAGAAGUAUCACCAGCUCCAAUGUUUAAUAUAUUUGCACCAAGAGCUCGUCGUUAUUCGGCUAGUUAUACACCGCAUGGAGCAGCUGGUGCUGCAGGCAGUGCUGCUGCGGCAAGUGGUUUACCACUGUGUCUCACGCCACGAGUUUCUCAAUUGCGCCAAGAGGAGUGCGUGGACAUGGUAAACAGUCGUGAAGCAAAUCAUGAACGUGAAAUACACAGUGCCAUGCAGAUGUCACAAAGUUGGGAGGAUUUGACUUUAGUUGCUGAAAAUUGGUCCUGUAAAUCAGAGGAGCUAAGCAAUCCCUUGCAGGUCAUGUUGCCCUCUGCGACAGCAAGUUGUUCAAGUCCAAGCCCAACAAGUAAUCGCGCCGGAAUGAAGCUUCCUUAUGGCUUGUCUCCAUCGCCAACAAGACGUACUUUCGCUACGCGUCGCUCAAUGUCACCAAUUGCUAUGCGGCCCUCGCAGUUAGGCCCUGUUAAACGUAAAUUUGAGCUGGAUGACAGUGGCCCUGGCAGUAAUUGGAAUGUAUACUCCCAACCACCAUUAAAGAAAAUAUUUACCGAGAGUCGGGGAACUUCGCCUGUUUGUCAGUCACCAUCUUCAAUAUGCCCCAGUCCAGAUUCUGGCACAUAUGAUGGUCGAAUAACACCAAAGCUAUUCAUUUCAAAGUUGUGCACCAACAAUACAAAUAAUAAUUCAGCAUGUUCAUCGCCGAGUAGCAGCGUAAGUGGUGGAAUCAUCGACUCAACUACUACCUUAGGUAUAUGUUCAUCCGCCUCUUCAACGACUUCUUCCGUUUCUGGUGGCAGUGAGCCUAUGUGCAUUGGAGGUGGUAGUAUUGACGAAGGCAUUUCCAUUGCGGAUAAUGAUGACAAACUUACAAAUAACACUGUUUCGACAACUAGUAAUGCAUCCGUAGGCAGUGGUGAUGCAAGCGGAGGUAAUGGAUUGCAACCAAUGAGCACAGAUAUACAAGAUGAUGCUACAUUAUUAGAUGACAUGAAGAGUGAAACAUCCUCGAUUGGUGGAUGUUCAAGUAUCAGUAUCGAAUCGUCUUCCUGCGAUAGCGCCUCUAAAGCCGCUGCUAGUUUUCUUAAUAGACUGAACGUUGACGAUAUUAGUACAAGUCCACUUGCAGUACAGAAGAGCUUCUACAUAAACAAACAGGGUUUAACAGGACACAAAAAGUUUAUCGUAAGCAGUGGGGUUGGUGAGCAAAAUGAUAGUAUUAACGUAAACAACACCAGCGCAAGCUCCCCUGCUCUGAUUGUAAACACGGCUGAUGUUGCCUCCGCUUCAUGCACAAGCGGAUCAUAAAUAAAACGGUUGAUAUUUGAUUUUCGUAAUAAAUUAAGUUAUCUAAUAAUUAAUCAAGAAUUAAUUUCUGCAUAUGCUGAAUAUGUUGAUUUGCCCCUGAUAUUAAGCAAAAAUUAUGCUGGGCUACGUACCUACUACUUAUAAUAAUUAGAAUUACAUACCUGGAAAUUUCUUAUUCGUUUAAGUUUACAAACAUAUUCUAUUUUUCGCCAUCACUUAUUGUUAUCAACUCAUUUUUGUAGAGUUUAGUUGUCACCACAUAUUGAUGUUAUAAUUAUUUGCUAUAAUAUUUGUUUGUCAUGCCAAUUAUGGGCAGUGCGAAUAUUUUGGCUGCCCUUAAUUCGAAUUUCAUAUACAAAUUAGUACGAUAUUUUAAGUCAGUCCGGCAGGUUCUGCAAUUCACUUCCGACUGAAUUUGAGUCAAGUUCGCUUUGAAUUCAAAUUGGCAAGGGUUGAACUUCACUCGGAAGUGAAUUGCAGAACCUGCCCGAGUAUGUUUAUAUGUAUUUAUUUGUAUUAGAAUAAUUUACGUAAAGUGAAUUUUGCUUACAAGUUAAAAAGAAAAAAAUUUGUUCUCUUUUUUGGUAAAUAUACUUUUAGAAAAUAUUUAUUAGUUUACCUAAAUUGGUAACGGACGCCGUAAAGACUAGAUCGAAUUAUAAAUUAUAAUUUGGCAAACAGUGUAAGCAUAUUGUCAAGUGGCAUUUGCUGGUUUAAAAUAAAAUUAUUUCGUUUCAUUUAAGCUAUUUAAUUAAUAAAAAUUGUGUCGUUUUUAAAAGCCUAUAUACAUAAAAUAAUCAAAUAAUACUUUGGCGAACGGUCGAUUAGAUAUUAGUAUGGUAAAGAAAAAGGCAUGUUUCCACAUGUAUAAGCAUUAAUAAUGUAAUUAAAAUUUGCCAAACAUACAGAUGUAUGUAAUUCUGUUCGAAAACUUUAAACUUCGAUUUAUACUUACAUGCAUUAUUAAAUAAAAUAACUUUAGAAAUAGUUGGAAUAAAUCUUGUCCAUUGUUGGAGAGAUUCUAACAUCUGAAAAGAGCUUUCAAGAGAGCACGUUUAAAAUAUCAGUUUAGUUGCAACAUGUAUGUAUGUAACUUUUUGAACCAAUA